Molecule: messenger RNA, 1352 nt
Organism: Lytechinus pictus (painted urchin)
Lineage: Eukaryota; Metazoa; Echinodermata; Echinoidea; Temnopleuroida; Toxopneustidae
Exons: 4
Coding region: 101-982 (293 amino acids)
Source: RefSeq, a predicted model, not a curated record
CUUCGUUUAUCUAGUCCAUCAGACAGUGGUUUACUUACUUUCAGCUGCAUUUAUCAUAAUUUCAUGGACUCCUAAGGGCUCCUAAGUCAUUCCGGAAUUCAUGUACACGAUGGCAGCAGGUACCACCCAGAGGCAUGGGUUAUCAUACUUCAUUUGCUCCAUGCUGCUUGCAAUUUCUCUAUUGUGUACGUCAACAACAAGUGUUACCACUGUUACUACAACCGUGACAGGGGAGCUCGUUGAAACAGAGUUCGCGACAAACUUGACCACAGACACAAACCAUACUACGACGUCACCGAAUCAGACAAACACCACAGACACAACUCCAGCCCACUCUUCGACAAGCAAUGCGACAACAAUAGUGGAUCAAUCCGCCACUACCCCAUCAACAAUACCAACAGCCAAGACAACAACUGAUGGGGAGAAAUCCAAUUCAACCGAGAAGGAGGAUAAGAAGUCUGACCCAAACAAAGAGACCCCUACUCAGAAAACAGGAUCAAUGGCGGUCGCAGGGUUAAUUCUGCUCAUCUUUGGUCUUCUUCUUAUUGCAGUCAACGGAUAUGUGUUCUUCAAAUCGAAAAAAGGGUCAUGCACUACAAAGAAGGGUAUCUUCCACGUCCUGCAGAUGUCUAGCCUGCAGAAGAACAACGAAGGCGACGACGACGACGAUGAUGACGUCGAAGAUAACUUCAAAGACGACGUUGACGUCGAGAAGAAGUCCAGCUCGUCGAGAUCAUUGAAUAAAGAAAGUUCUACCGAUCAGGGAGCCGAGCCGAAGGUUGAAGUGCAUGUCAAGGUUGAGAUCGAGGGCGAUGUCGAAGAUGCCAACAAGCCAAAUGGGAAUGCGGACGUCAACGAUUCUAAUGCAGCAUCAGACGCUGAUGUCGCUGAAAAGAGCACCGACAAUGAUGUCGAGAAGACGAAUGAAACUGUUGUCGAAGUGACCAUAGAGGGCGGGAGUGAAACUCAAACCGAUCCUUGAUAAAAAAAAAAUGUUAAAUGUUAUUAGCCUUGAGCAUGUUGAGUACUUCAUUUUGUAUCCCAGAAUUGCCUUUAAAAAAUGUAAAAUGAUCGAGGAUGACUGUAAAUGCUAUUUUUCUUUCACGUUUUCUGAAAUCUGUUUUGUACAUAAGUUUCUAAAUGUUAGCUUAUGGCAUCUGGAUGUAACAGUGACUAUGUCUACUGAAAUUGUUUUAUAUAUUCAUAGGCCUAUACAAAAUCCAUGCACCCCUGCAGAAGGUGAUUUGAAUAGAGAAAAAAAAUGCAGAAUGGUCAGAUAAACAGAGCUACGGUAUUCUAAAAUUUCACUUAAAGGGAUGGUCCGGACUGAAAGUAUUAAUAAGUAGAGUAGA